GCGGCGCUCCGCCCGCGCGCACCGCGCACCGUCACCUCUCUCCUUGCACACCCACUACACAACCACUAAAACUAUUAUUUUUAUACUCUAUUGUGUAUAUUUAUCAAUUUAUAUAGAAUAAGUUUGCGAGUGAGAUUGUGACGCGGUGAGGCUACGGAGUGGAGUGAAAAUGAUAGUGGAGAUACAGCAGGAGGAGGUUAGAGGAAAGAGGCCUUUUAAGAUAUGGGAUAGCUCGCGGAACGUGAGGAAGGGAUUGGUGGUUACUAGCUUCGAGGAGCUCAUACACAGAGGGAAGGAGAAGUUGUCGGUGGGAGCGAGUGAGCCGGUACGGCUGGUGCUAGAGAGCGACGGCACGCAAGUCGAAGACGGUGACUACUGGCGCACGCUCCCGCCGAACACCGUGCUGCUGCUGCUGCGCCCCGGCGAACGCUGGUAUCCCACCGGAGUCGACGUCAUCAAGGCUGCUAUAUCGGCGAUACCAAAGAUAGUAUGCGAGACGAUUCACGCGCUGGAGCUGCACGAUGAGACGCCCUCAUGGAAAAUCAUGGACAACAAGGGGCGCGUCACGGUGGUGCUGCACUGGGAUCAGCGGCCCGCGGCGUCACCGGCUGCGCGGUCGCCCUCGCGCCAGCCCAAGCCAGACCGGCGGCCCAGCCUCGUGAUCCAGACGUCGCUGGACCGGCCGCAGCCGCCGCCGCCGCACAUCACCGUCGUCAACCACGACGACCCGGGCCCCGCGUCGCGCGCGCGCCUGGCACGUUCGUCAGGCAGCGUCGAGCACACGCACACGUCCGAGUGCCGCGCCCCGCACGGCCACGCGUCGCCCGCGCCGCAGCAGCGCGCGCCGCCUCAGGACGAGUGCGACUUCCACUGCUGCGCGCUGCACGAGGAGGGCCGUCGCAUCGCCGUGCUCAACAAGAGCGUCGCCACCUCGCCCAUCCAGGACGCGCAACCGCGCGCCUCGCCGCAGGGUCGGCCUAAAGGCCACGUACGCUUUCUCGACGCCGAGUCGGCACGCCGCGGCGAGCGUGACUCCUCGGAGAGCGAGACCGAGAACACCCUCGUCGAGGACGAAGCCGUCACCUCUGAGAAGUUCCUGCUGCUCAUCGACCAGUUGAGUGUUGAUCAGAAGCGACACCUCACCAUCAAAGACAUCGGCAUCAUCCUGGAGCGGCUCAGUUCCAAAAUCCUCGACGUGGAGCGACUGGACCGCGAGUCCGAGUCGGACGACUGUUACAACUGGACUAUCAAGGCGACGAUUCGUGGCGACGCGCUACGCGAGCUAGGUGUCAUCUACAACGGCAAUUAUUACGCGAUUAGCGAGCAUCCCGGCUACCGGGAGGAGAACGAGGAGGCCGGUGACGAGGGUGAAGAGGAAGAGGAGGAGGACAGGCUCUGAUCCGGCCUGUGCGGCGCCGCCGUGCCCGCAGCCGCGGCCGCCGUGCGCCACGCGAUCUGUCGCAUCGCCGCACGCUAGCAGUUGCCGGUGGCUCCGCACAUGCCAGAUCAUCACAUUCAAGGCCCGCAAGGACAGCAGUGGACCGUCUCGAAACAUGCUGCGCCCAAGCCGCACCGCAGCAGGAAAGAUGGCCGUAUCGCCAGAGAAGAGCUCAGAAGGAAUAGCACAUUGCAGUGAAUAAUUAGAGACUUAUAUAUGAAAUUUGUCGCGGCUCCGCCUCGGCCUCCGACGGGCUCGAGGCGUCGCCGAGUCCUAGUUAAUAAAUAGCGGAAAUUAUCGUAUAAGUAAAACUGACUUCCUAUCGAUUACUAAGACGAUUACUUAAGUGUACGAGCCGGCGAGCAGCGCGGCCGGACGCGAUAAGCAAAAAUGUUUAUCAUCGAGAUUGUCGUCAAUGUUCUUAGGUAAAUAAUAAAUUAUACACGUGUUAGCGACGAUUUAUGGUGAACAUUUCAAGGAACCAUUGGCUGCCAUGCGCUUUUGAAUUAUUUCCGAAAUGUUCGAGACGCCUGUCACGUACCUAACUUCCUCGCGAGGUGUGCGCGCCACCACACGCCGGUCUCACGCUGCACUACCUUAUGUUCAUUAGUUGGCCUAAUGGGUAAUAGGUUCGGGGAUUUGUAUCAAUGGAAUCUGAGAAUCCUGUGUUGUACAUUGUGCAAAGGUUCUAAUAGCGCCUCAACACCCGAGGACUUUAUUGUCACUUGAACACGUGGUGUUGGACAUGUUCACGCGUAAAUUAUGUGAAUGAAGAUAUAAACAUUUGCCCAUGUAUUCAUUAAUAAAAGUAUAUAUUAUCGGCGGAGUCAGAGUACAGCCGAUUUGGGGGCGAAAUAACCUCGGGUGCCGCGCCCCCACUCGCCGGCCAACGGCGGUGGGCGCGGGGCUCGGCAGUCUGGGCAUACAGCGCCUGCUUCCAGGCAUAGCCAAGACGAUGUUUCAGAGAGAGCACACAUUUAUAUAAUAGAUAUAUAAAAUUACCUAUAUUAAUUAAUAAAUUGAAUGUUAUAAAAGAGGUUGUAACUAAAAUACGAAUCAUUAUACCGUCACACAUGCAUCGUAACAUCAACGUGCCAAAUGAGGUAUUGGUAGUGUAAGUUGAUUCUUGUAUUUACUAGCUCUAUGGUAUCGUAGCAUUAUUGUAUAAUGUUUUUAAUUUUUGUAUAGUACCGAUACGUGAGUGGUUCAGCCACAUUAUAAUGUAUGAUAUAAAUGAAGUUUAAUAAGUUUUACAGCCCCGCGGGGCCUCAUAAAUUGUAUAGUUAUUUAAGGUAUAUAUUACGGUAUUCAUACGAUCGUCACGUGGCAGCACGCACUGGGCAGUGCUCGUACUGGCGCAGGAGUGUCUGGCACAUGCGCGCCCGCCCCCGAAAGUCGGCGGACGCCCCCUUGCCAGCGCACUGUUAGCCGCCGACACGAGUGGUUGUAUUUUUGGUGUACUAAGUGUGUGUUUCUUGCUGUAUCACUUUCAUUUCCUCUCUUUGACGAGCGGUUCGUGAAACACUCUACUUCAACUUUGCUACCUCAUAUUAUAGUCAUAAUGAACAUCCUCGCCAUACGAACACCCCCUGUUCCAUUCCACAGUUCUGUCUGUGAAAUCCAAAAUCUAAUUUUCAUGAACCGCCUUUCGUUCCAUUUUGAUGUUUUGAAACAUACAUUUUAUUAUACUUUGGUUUUAAGGUUUGAUAUUGUGACUUGUCCUAACUUUACUUAAUUUUCAAAUACUAUCGCUACUAAGAUUUAGAAGAGAUUGUGAAGUUUGUGUUGAUGUUCGGAAACAAGUGGCUCAUUUUGAAAGCAGUUGAAGGAAUUUUUAAAGGGAAGGGGAUGAAUCAAGGCCAGGAGUUAUUUGGUGACGCUUUUUCGAAAAGACAUUUUCUUGUACAAAUGGUAUAUUUGUGUACAACUCCUGCGCCGCUUUUAAUGUUCAUUGUGAAGAUAUUUGAUUGUUUGUAUAUUUUUAAAAUUGACGAGUAUAGAAUGACCGUGUCCCCGUGAGCUCGCUGCUGUCGCCGCGCCGACCGCCACGUGCGCCAUGGACGGCCGAGGCGCGGCUUUGGUGUAUCUAGCACGGUUACGAUUUACCAGUGUUUGUGCGAUUGCACGGACACUUGUACACGGAGA
Hyposmocoma kahamanoa is the source of this 3583-nucleotide messenger RNA. RefSeq lists its product as uncharacterized. Bases 170 to 1399 code for a protein of 409 amino acids. The record is from RefSeq and is a predicted model, not a curated record. The transcript has 4 exons. Lineage: Eukaryota; Metazoa; Arthropoda; Insecta; Lepidoptera; Cosmopterigidae. Gene Ontology annotation, biological process: regulation of apoptotic process; apoptotic process.